Molecule: messenger RNA, 906 nt
Organism: Prorocentrum cordatum
Lineage: Eukaryota; Dinophyceae; Prorocentrales; Prorocentraceae
Source: the annotation of a GenBank genome assembly
AUGGCACUCUCCUCGGCGCCGGCCUGCAACUGUGGCGGAUUCCACUUGGCCUGCCGCAUGCGGGACAUGGAUCUGCCCGUUGAGAAUUUCCCCGCGAAGGUGAGCAGUGCCGUGGACAGCAGGAGCACAUCAUCCACUGCAGCUUCUUCCGACCACGAGUCCGACCACGAGUGCGACCAUGCUGUCAGGCACGCCGCGCCCAACGGGGUUCGCAGCGAGGCCGUCCUCGGCGGCGGCGUGUGCGCGUGCGGCGGCUUCCACCACGCCUGCCGGCUGCGCGACUCGGCGCCCCUCGAGCCGGCCCGGCCCCUCGCGGCACCAGAAGGCCUCCCCGUGGUGGCUCUGCCCUGGCCGGAGGCAGAGGGGCCGCUGAGCGAGGCCGUGGUGGGCGGCGCGGUGUGCAGGUGCGGGGGCUACCACCGCGCUUGCCGGCCAGUGGCCAGCGGGGGCCUUGCGCGCGCCACUCCCGCGCCUGGGCCGCUGGCGGCGGCGCCGGGCGGCAUCGACAGCGCCACCGUCGCUGGCCCGGCCGCCUGCGGGUGCGGCGGCUACCACCGCGCGUGCAGGCUGGGCGGCGACCGCGCCCCCGCGGCGCGGGCGUCCGAGGGGCCUGCGCCCGCCGCGGCGGCCCCCGGCGGCGCCCGCUGCUCGCCGAGCGUCGCAGCGCUCGGCUCGGGGUCCUGCCGCUGCGGCGGCUACCACCGCGCCUGCCAGUCCCACGCGCUGGGCUCGCCCCGCCAGGUGCUGGAGCCGGCCUCUGCCGUCGCGGCGACGCUUGAGGGCGCGUGGAGCUCCGUCGUCGCUGGCCUCUCGCGCGCGUGGGCCGCCGCGGGCGGUGCCCUCGCCGACCGUGAGGCCGCGCCUGGGGCGUGCCAGUGUGGCGGCUACCACCGCGGGUGCCGCUGA